UACAAUACUUCUCCUCACCAUGAACACAUCCCAUCAUUCUUCCUACAUUCUGAAGCAAUGGUGGAAGUCCUCUUUUAUGUUUUUGUAAGGUGUGAUUCAAAAGACAGUGAAUGUUGCUGGUGAGUGCCAUCCGACGAAACGCUGGGCCCGUGAAAGCAUUCCAAUAUGUCCUAAUCCACCUACACACCCAUCUGGCAUGUGGCAUUACACAUGUUCUGGCUCUUCUCCAAAGUCAAAAUAUCAUGGAGGAUAAAUGUAUGUGAUAAACGGAGAAAAAGAAAAAGAAGAGAAAAUAGAAGGAAGAAAGUAAAACAAUUACACACAUAUCAAAACUCCACAUGGAAGUCUGCUCGCUCCUACUUGUGCUACAGUCAGAAUCUGAACCCUGUGCUAGUCAGCCAUGAUGGAACUCUGGUCUCUCCACUCCUGGUCCCUCUCUCUGAUGCCUCUGAGUACAUCCUCACCUUCUCAUCCAUCUGCAUUUAUCACUAUACAUCCUACCUCUUCCCUCAGACCUCUCAAGGGACAAAGGGACAGAGGGCACUUCCCACUGAGAAAGCAAAGCACGACGUGUACAUAAACCACUGUGUAUGUGUGUGUGGAGGGGGAGAUUCUGUCUUGUUUGGCGUGUACUCAGUGUGGAGGCUGCAGCUUCUCCUUUUCUGACCCAGUUUCAUACAGGCCAGGCCAGUACGUGUCUCUUAAGGAUCACAUGCUCAGAGUCUGUUUGGGAGAAUCACACUGUUCUCUCCACCCAGUCGCAGGCCCCACAUCCUCACAGACAGAUACACAGGCUUUUGUAGCCUGCGGCACCACUGGGGCACUGAGGUGGAGGGCUUUGGGGUGGUGCUUGUGGUGUCAACACUGAGGAAACAGCCUUGAAGUCCCAGCACCAGGUUUGGCCCAAGGCAAGGGAGACCCUUGGCCUAGGAAAGGACUCCGUGACUUCAGUGAUGACAUCACACGGCCAAGCGGAGUUUCUUAGACAGAGGCUGGGCUGAGGCUUCUGUCCUGGGUAAGCAGCUCCACACCCCGUUUCCAGUCUGGCAGAAAUCUCACAGUGGAUGAACCUGAGCUCCAAGAACACACCUGAGUCUGAUUUUCUGCCAGCCCUGGUGGUGCCAGUGUGACCAUGCUUGUAGGAGUUGUAGGGGAUAUGUGAUGUCUUCUUCCAAAUAUUGUGGAGCCGAACGCAUGUCAGAUGUGCACAAUCUUAAAAAACUUAAUGUUCAUCUGACUUUCUAAAAGGUUCUUCUUUAGUAGGGUUUUUGUGCAAAUGCACAAACCCCUGGGAAAGAUGGUUCAGAAAAGUGACCCUUUUACAUUAGGUAGGUGAAGACCUUUCAAGACCAAAACUUCCUCCUGUGUCUACAGCUAAGGUCUUCCAGCAGCCUGAGAGCAGGUCAAAUAUCACUUGCUUAUGCCGUAUUUUCAUUUCUCUCCAAAUGCAACAGCUCUGUCUGGACAGAAUCCUUGACUGACUUAUCUUUGCCGAGUGUUGGCCAUGGCAGUUGAUCAGCACCCAUUUCCUGUAGAAACGUGGCUACUGAAGGAUGCCAGACAUCUCCAGUUUCUGGAGUUCAUUUGGAAAUCUUCACAAGGCACAGUUUCUUUUGGAAGAGUAAAAGUCAGUCCAGAAAUACAAGUACUACGAACUCUUUGUGUCCCUUUCUCUCUGUGUAGAUGCUAGUCACCAAGGAGACUUUUCUGGGCUGGGCCAAAAUGACUUGGCUGACCCAGAGUGGUCGCUGUGACGGAAACCUCAACUGUGUCAGUUUGAUGAGUGUGGUAGCCCUGAGGACUAGCAGAGCACACUCCGGGAUGUGUCUGUGGGCCAUGGCGGUGGGACCCUGGGUACCGUGUGUGACUCCUGGCCCUUCCUCUCCGGCCCGCUUCUCCUGCUCUGCUUCUGAGUUGCCAGGAACUAAGCAUCUGGCCUUGGUCUCACCCUUCUGUCAUGAUGUCUUUGUCGUGCAGACAGCCAAGCCUGGACUCGAUCUCCUAGAGCCGCAAGCUGAUUUAGCUUCUCCUCUAAGCUGUUUUCCCCAGUAUACUCACAGGCAGCACAUGUGGCUGCAAAAUUCACCCCCAAAUAACUCACAGAUCAUAGCCCUAAACUUACCACCAAAUUUUCCCUGAAAUACAUUGCUUUUAUUAUUAUUUUCACAACACUCUACUAUAUUAAUAUUUCAAGAACAAUUUUCAUAUGUUUCGCAUUAAGAACCCGUCCAAUUUGCUUCCUAGAAUGUGUUUUUUGUAAAAUUAAGGAAGCAUGGGCAGCAAGCCGCCCUCUAUUCUUCUCAAUGAGAAAUGAGUUCAGUGUGAGUGUUGAGUUUUGUGUCUCAGCGAUGGCACAGCUAACUAAUACAAUUGUCAUCAGAUGUUGGGAUAAAGUAUGGAUGGAAAGACAACAUAACUUCUUCAGUGGGGCCCCAUGUAGAAGUGGGAUGUUUUGUAGAUGAACGCAAAACAUCUGAGUGACUCUCUGGCCCAGCUGGUGCCAGGGCAGGUGCACAAGGACUGGAACACCGGGCAGCACCCGAGCACAUCCUGGGCGGCCAGACAGCGUCCCGCUUCCUUGUCGGUCUUUCCCUUGGCUUUGGAGUGGAAGACUCCAGCCUUGCCCACUGGCUGAAAGCACAUGUACAAGCUUCUACUUUCCAUCUUCUCUUAAGUCAGGUGUGUUUUGACCUCUUAUGCUCUAGCUGAAUGACAGAACGAAAGCUGGCGUGAGUAACCCAGAGAGCAAAUAAUGCUUUCCUGUGUCACUAAGCAUGGGCUUGUCCUCUGGCGCUCUCAUUCGCUGUUAAAAUAUACCUGAUGCAACUUUUGCCUUGUUCCUUAUUUACCUCACCCCAUGCCUAAUCAAACUGGCUGGGGCUCCUGUCACAGAUCUGACCUUUUCCUCUCUUGGUCUCAGGAGGGCCUGUUCCUUGCCUUUCUUGAUCUUGACAGCUACCACCUGUCCUAAGGACUCUGGACUUGUCCCAGUGUUCCAUUUCAUUGCCACCAUCAUGCAACUCACUCUCUAAAAUUAAGGUACGAACCUCUCACUGCUUUGUAUUCAUCGGCACCAAGCAUUCUAUGGACUAAAAGUUAUUUGGACAAGACACAUGCUCCAUAUUUUAUACUUUCAUAUGAACUUCAGAAGGUAAAAUAUAACAAGAUUGUUUGCUUUACUUUCAAAUCCGCAUGUUUUUAACUGAAACGCAACUUCAAAAAACAAACAUCUGCACUGAAUCCAGUAUAAUUAUGAGAGUUGUUCAAAUUAUUAGCACUAUCCUGAGAUGAGGUCUAUGUGUUCCCCAGCUGGCCACCAAAUCCUGGGCACAAACAAUGCUCCUGGCUCAGGCUCUUGCCCCAGGCCCAAGUAUAAAUUACUUUUAAUGAUUGUUGUGAAGCUCAGGUCCUUCAGCUCAGUGGGGUUUGAGGCGUAAAUAGUUCUCCACCACACUUUCCAGUGAAAAGGAGUCUGUGGGUGAGGGACGUCUGUCCCUCGGGUGGCUGACAUAAUGCACCGAGCCUCGCUCCUCAUUAUACCACGACACUUACACAGGAGAUGGAGCUGUUUGCAGUCUCUAGCAGGAGGAGGAACAAAGAGUGAAGGGUGGGAGGAAAGUGGGAAGAGGAAUAGAAGGGGAGCACACUAACCAUAAAAGUGAUAACAGCACAAGCUCAUGCAGGUGCGGCUCAUUUUAUAACAUUAAAUCACUGACUGAUCCAUUUCGCUGAAGCCCCUGUCACUACUACACUCCAGAAUUCUUAGGUCCAAAGUCCCUGCCUUCUUGGGUAGAGAGGGGAAAUAAAACUACCCGCGUCUAAGAUGCCUACUUGGCUAGACCAAAUUCUUACGGAAAUUUCCCCCGUCCCUCUCCCGAUGCCCGGAUCACGUGUGGGGCACAGGUGUGGGUGAAGCCCAGGGUCACACAUGUGGGCCUUGCAUGGGGCACCAGUCUCUAACCCCUGGAGACGUUGGUGUAGCAAACUAAGGCGCCCAAUCACCGGGCACACGGGCACAGGGUGAAGUGUUUGGCCACAUGCGUCAGGGCUUGGGGAAUCGAGUCAAAUGUAGGAGUUGAGGGAAGAAGCCGAGGAGAGCCAGUCAGCGGGUGACACCUGACUUGGGCUCUGCUUCCACAGCUGGCUCCUGGUCCCGAGACUAGACGGAUCCGGGAUAGGUCACAGGAAUGGCACAUUCCUGACAAUGAGCUCUCCUCCGCCACCCCCUCCCUCCUGACCCCCAGACCCUCAUCCAGCAGCGAUACCUGCCCAUGUCGGCACGCAGGCUUCAUGCCAUACUGCUUGGUUGGAGUUGGGGCUCAUGCUUGCUCUUACUGAAGAUUUAUGUUGUCAGGAGUUCCCGUUUCUCAGUGAGCAUAGUGCUGAAGUGCGUGACUAUCAGUGGCUUUUCAUUAAGACUUAAAUCGUGUUCCCCCGGUGGGUGACUGUGUUCCCUGGAGUCUCACAUGGCGGCAGUGCCCUCAAGGCCUCAGAGGCCCACAGAGCCACGCUGCGGACAUCCCUGUGGGUCGGGCCGAGGAGGUUAGCAGGGCUGAGGGCCAUCCCUGGAGCCAGUGCUGCUGGCUUCGUGUCUUGGUUCUGCCAACUGCUAGCUAUGCCAGAGGAAGGCUUAUCACCUCCCGGUGGGGUCCCCUCCCAAGCGGGUGUGAAGUGAAUCCCACCCUGGGAGGCGGGCAGUGACCAGCCAGGUUUACAGCCGCUCCUGGCAUCGCAUCCAAUUAGCGCUGCCUUUGCUCCAAAAAGACCCCACCGUGCAGAGCACGUUUCAUGGGUCCCUGCCUGGAAGGCUGCCAUCCCAAAGACAGAGAAGCUACAAGAGUGGCUUCCAUCCAGGCAGAGCUUCGCCAUUGUUUCCUAUUCCUGCUCCCUUCAACAUUUUUAUACAAGUUCAAGUCAAGUAGAGGGCCAGGGUUGCAGCUCAGGGAUGCCGUGCUUGCCUGGCAAGGCCAAAGUCCUGAGUUCGAUACCCAGUACUGAAAAAGAAAAAAAAGAAUCGAAAAGUCAAGCAGGAACUCUGUACUUACUGGAUUCGUUUGAUUAUGGGAGGGUCAGGUUAUGUAUGAAGCUGCUGUCACUUUGAAGAAGAAGGGAAAGGGAAAGCAGACGGAGAUGAGGGUGUGAAGUGAGAUGAAGUGGGAAGAAGGCAAGGAGACAGAAGGAGGCCACAACAAAGACCACAGCAAAGCUCACGCAGCGUUGCUGUAAUUCAGAAAUCCUGCUCUCACCAUUUUACCUGAAGCAGCGUCAUAGCUGCAGCCUCAGCUAUCUUGGCUCCAGGGCCCUGCCUGCCGCUUUGUGCCCACAGAGCAGAGCCUGCCGCUUCCCCUUGGCACCUGCAGCUGUCCCUGGUUCACUGCCAGGUGGCUCCUGCAACUCGUUCCCUGGCUCCUGGGAGGGACAAGGCAGCUACCUGGCAAAUAAAUAGCGGAGCUCGGAGUGGUCACCUACAAGUGAAUUCCCUCACUCGUGUCUCACACGGUAGAACAGCCCACAGCAGCCUCGACAUGAAGCUGGCGCUGCUCCUCAUGCUGGCCACCCUCCCCUUUUGCUGCUAUGCAGGUGCUGGCUGCCAGCUUCUGGAGGAUGCGGUAGAAAAGACGAUCAGCCCUAAUGUGACUGUGGCUGAAUACACAGAGUUUCUCCAACCUUUCAUAAGUAUCAAGUCCACUAAAGAAGCUGUGAAGAAGUUCAAAGAGUGUUUUCUCAUGCAGUCAGAUGAAACACUGGCCAACGUCCAACUGCUGAUGGUAAUUUUGGUUUUGUCUUUCAUGCGUCUUAAAAUCACUCCCUGGAAUAAGCAGCCCUGAGUCUCACUAAUGAUGACAAAGCAGCUGAGGCACAUUCUGUUUUGAAAACGGAAUUCCGCUCUGUGAAUCACAUGGUGUGUAAUGACUUUUCCUUCAUCAGACCUUCAUUCCAAGGCUGAUUUCUACCUUACUGUGGCAGUCUUCAGUAAAUGAUAAGUGGAAAGGGCAAAAGAGAGAAAAGAAUUGUUCAGAGACGUCAGCUCUUGAUGGCAUUCAUACACACGCACACGCACCUGCUCUCACAUGCAACCCCUGCAGUGACACACACCGACACAUUUUCGAUGGAGAGUACAAACGGGAUUCUCAAGAAGCCCUUGUCUGUGGGGACAAUCAACUAAGGAAAGAUGGUUCACCUGAAAUAAAACACAUGGUGCAAACUGUAGUUCAUCAGUACAUUUCGGCAGGAUCCAGAAAAAACAUUAAAGUAACAAUUUGUGUGCCUAACGUACAGAAUUUUGAAUUGUGCUUCUAAGCAUACAAGUUGUUUAGUUUCCAUAUUUGAAAACCUGGGACCCUUUCAGUCCAUAUCAGUGAAACCCUGGUGUAGAUUACAGUACCGAACACACGAUGGUUGAUUGACCAUUUAAAAGAAAAGCAGCGAUAAAACAUGAGUGUUUCUUUCUCAUUAUAACUAUCUUUUGAGCGUUUAGUCUUCUAAUAUUUUCUUUAAAGCAUUUUGCUGUAGGAAACUUGGAAAAACACCAAAAAGCACGAGAAUUCUCUGGACAUCACCUGCACCACAGGACAAUGUGAUUGUCCUUUGUUCCAAACCCAGGUUGGGCUUAUCAUCCACAUGUGAGGGCCAUGCUGUGGACCACAGAAGCAGGUCUUCAGUUUGUCUUCAAUAAUUCCAACAGCCGCGGAUUUAGCUCAGUGGUGCCGGCGCCUGCCUCGCAAGUGCAAGGUCCUGAGUUUGACCCCUGGUACCCAAAAAAAGAAUAAUUCCAACAGUUAAUUAAAGCAGUAGGGGAGUUCAGAGAAAUCACAUCCUUCUUUUGGUGGGGGGGUACCGAGGAUCAAACUCAUGACCUUGUGGUUUCAAGCCUGGUGCUGGAAGCACUGAGCUAAAUCCCCGACCCGAUCACAUCUUUCUUUGGAGGAGAGUUUACUAGUGUUCCACUGAAAGGCUGAUAGACCUUGGCAGGUCUUUCACAAAUUAUCCCUGUGGCAUGUUCCAUGGGAAAUUAUUUCAAAGACCAAGAAGCUUUGAAAAAAAGUUCAAAGGGUGCCUUUUGGAGCAAAGAGCCAGAAAGACUUCUUUGGCAUCAAUAAAUAUCACCUGACUGAUAGGAUACACGAGAAGACAGCCUGAUCGUGUUUCCAGAGCUUUCUCAGGUGCUACACAAUCACCAAAAACACAGGAAAAUCACAAGAGGAAAAGUAUUUGAUUGUCAAUAUCUGACUUUGCAGGACAGAGUUGAAAAUCUACAUGAUGUCCCUGUUUUUGUU
Molecule: messenger RNA, 7277 nt
Organism: Heterocephalus glaber (naked mole-rat)
Lineage: Eukaryota; Metazoa; Chordata; Mammalia; Rodentia; Bathyergidae
Product: mammaglobin-A-like
Biological process (GO): androgen receptor signaling pathway
Source: RefSeq, a predicted model, not a curated record